CUGCCAUUGCCUGCCCACUCAGCACACAGUUGUGAAGAAUAUAUUUUGGACUAAGGAGACAGUCAGGUGGAACAGGAGAGGAAAGCCUGUGAAGAAAGUGAAAAAGUGGCAAAUACUUGCCAGGGAGUUUGACAGAACUGACACAUUACUAAGACACUGUGAGCAACUACCAUGGGAAAUACUACCAGUAGCGCAUUAUCAAAAGAGAUCCUGGAGGACCUCAAGCUCAGCACCAAAUUCACUGAAAAUGAGAUCUGCCAGUGGUAUGAAAACUUUCAGAAGCAGUGCCCGACGGGACGCAUAACUCCAGAGGAGUUUGAGGAGAUCUACACCCGCUUCUUCCCUGAGAGCGACGCCAAGAGCUACGCACGGCAUGUGUUUCGCUCCUUUGACACCAAUGACGACGGCACUUUGGACUUCAAGGAGUACAUCAUUGCUCUGCACAUGACCUCCACUGGCAAGACGACCCGGAAACUGGAGUGGGCCUUCUCGCUGUUUGAUGUAGACAAGAACGGAUACAUCAACAAGACAGAGGUGACAGAGAUCUGCCAGGCCAUAUUUAAGCUGAUCCCCAAGGAGGAGCAGAGCAAGCUACCAGAGGAUGAGAACACACCCGAGAAGAGAGCCAACAAGCUGUGGGCUUACUUUGAAAAGAAAGACAACGAGCGACUGGCUGAGGGAGAGUUCAUCAAAGGAGUGAUUGAAAAUGAGAAUGCAAUGCGUCUUAUCCACUAUGAACCGAUCAAACAGUAAAGUCAGUCUCACUUAUCCCCUCUUCUUCUUUCUUUAAUUAGGCUCUUUCUAUACUUUCAAAACUUUUGUUUUCCUUCUUCCCUUAAAAGCCUCGUACUUUUUCUCUCCCCUCUGCUUUAAUCCACCCAACUCCUCUGUGUAAAUACUCUUUUCUGCAGUGUCUUGGUUGCAACUAACUUUUUAGUCACUCUCCAUUAUGUGACAUUGAUUUACUUCUGUUUUUGUCCAUGAAUUUAUAUCAAAUAGAGAAUAGUAGAGGCAAAAUAGUGUUUCAAAAUGUGUACAGACAAAAAGAUACGUUUAUGAUGACCAUAUUGAGCCGAUACAUAUCAUAUUGUUAACCUCUAAAUGCUUUAAGUGACAUUUUGGCUCUGGAGAAACUGAUUGUUAAUGACAAGUAUCAUACCAGAUAUUAGCUUGUUAGCUUUUUUACAGACUUUGAGAUGUCUUAAUAUAGAGUUGUAGUUUACAAGUGUUG
Messenger RNA from Seriola dumerili (greater amberjack), 1231 nucleotides. It is a transcript of the gene rcvrn2, whose product is annotated as visinin-like. Lineage: Eukaryota; Metazoa; Chordata; Actinopteri; Carangiformes; Carangidae. The coding region runs from base 172 to 753 and encodes 193 amino acids. The transcript is spliced from 4 exons. Gene Ontology annotation, molecular function: calcium ion binding. The record is from RefSeq and is a predicted model, not a curated record.